GAUACUCCUGCUUGUCCCUCUUUGUCCGGUGGCGAUAGAAGGCCAUGAUUAUAUUAUGGCGAAAUUUGCGUUUUUUUAAUGAAUUAUAGCCGAAUGGUGGUUCAACAAGCAUACACCGUGUGAGGACCGGUUUGCUGGCAAUGACACACCAGAGAGUUUCAGUAUAAAGGACAGCAGAGCAAGCAACGGAGAAAGGGUACAGUUUGCUUCCAAAGACAGUCUGCAAGAUGGCUAGCUUUCCUUCAUUAGCAUGCUAACGUUAGCUGGCAGGCUAACGCUAGCAUGGUAAACAACUGAUUUUUCGAUGCAUGGUCGCUCACAUUUUCUCCUAGAUACGGUGGCAAACGGAACUAACCGCACAUUUCCCCAAAUUGAAUGUAGACAGUCGGCGUUGACUGUGUGGUUACUCAGUGAAAUCACAACGCUGGUAGCGAGCUGCGUUCGGUAACGUGGCUAACUAAUUAGCCGCGUUAGCUUGCUUGAGAUUAGCUUCACAUCUGUAAGUAAUCAUCUGGGAGAGGCAGGGAGCGGGGUGUUCUGUUCUGCAUGUACUGGCGAUUUAGUUAGGUAGCAAACAACCAGUUCAGCCGACCAAGGAGAAGCUGUUGCAUUUAAGCAGACGUUGAUUUGGAGUCCAAAUCCCGGCGUGACAGACACCGUGGCCAAAGAUUUGCAGCCGGGAAAGGAGAGUUUGCAGACCUGGGCCGGUGGUUAAUUACCUGUUGCUAUGGUGAUAAGUGUUCCACAUUACUGACCCAAAGCCACGUCCCACCUACUCCUCCUAGCCUCAGAGACGUCUUUGGUAUUUUUUAAACUUUUUUUUUUCUUGCUUAUGAAUGGUGAUAUGCCACUUCACCGACAGUCAUAUUAGCUAAUGGCAGCCGAAUCGGGGAGACUACUGGCGGGACAAUGUCAAGGAAAACGAAGCAAAGCUUCACAGAUGAAGAGCCCAGAGAAGAAGAAGGCGAGAAAAUCCACCACUCAGGCGGCUGGGUUUUCUCACCUCACCGAGUUUGCGCCACCUCCAACUCCUAUGGUGGACCACCUUGUUGCCUCCAACCCCUUUGAUGAUGACUUUGGGCCACCAUCUCGACCUAGUGGAGCAGGUGGACCAGGUGGUUCUCCGUUUCUACCUAGCCCUGGUGCUGGUGGAGGAGGGGGUUAUGGAGGGGGAGGCAGAAUGGGUGGAGGCAUGGGCUUCAUGGGAGGCCCAGGAGGGCCAGGUGGUGGCCAGCCUGGGCGGAGACCACCAUUUGGACCUCCAUCCAAUGCUGGGCCUCAUCAUCAGCUUGGGUUUGGAGGAAUGCCUGGCUUUGGAGGAGGAGGUGGUGGUGGUGGUGGUGGUGGAGGAGGUGGUGGAGGUUUUCCCCCUGGAGGCCCAUCACAGUUCAAUAUGCCACCGAACUUCAGUCCACCAAUGCACCCAGGGCCAGGAUUUAACCCCAUGUUGUCUCCAGGGGCCAUGGGUGGUCCAGGGGGAGCAGGUCCACCUCAUCCUCGAUUUGGUAUGCCUCCACAGCAACAGCACGGACAGAGUGGGCACCCAUUCAACAGCCCCCCAUUAUCUGCCAGUGGAGGUCCCAGGGGGCCCCCGCAUGGCGCCAUGAAUCCCAUGAGUGGAAUGGGUCCUGGAAUGAACAUGAUAGGUGGCAUGGGUGGUGGUCCUGGAGGCAAUAUGGUAGGAGGAUUACCAGGUAUACCCCCACAAGGACAGUUCCCUCCCCCACAGGAUGGCUCUUACCCUGGCCCCAGUCCUCCAACCAGGAAUGAGGAUGGAAAGAACUUUGGGGGUGCAGGGACACAGCCUGGGCCACAACAGCAGCAACAACUUUCGAUGAAUCCCAAUGGGCCCCCAACUAAUAACACUACUCCUGGGCCUCCUCCCAACUCUGGCCCACCACAGCCUGGGGGAGGCUUUCCUGGUCACCCUGACAUCCAGCAGCCCAAUGCCAACACACCUGGUCAGCCUCCUUCAGCACAACCCCAGCCGAACCCCAACGCUUCACCAACUGGACCCCUGAAUGGAUCAGGCCAACCGCAGCAUCCACCGAACCAGCUACAACCACCCAGCAGUACCAGUGCACCCAGCUCUAACAAUUCAACGCAGCAGCAACAAUCUACUCCGCCUCAUUCUGUCCCUGGUUCCACCCCUUACAACCAGCAGAACAACACUCCAUCCAGUGUUGGUUCCGUGCCAAAUGCAGCCCCCAAUUCUGGUCAGAACAACAUGACCAACAACAAUGGUGGAAAUACACCUGGUAGCAACCCCAAUCCCCCAUCUAACUCCACAUCAACCCCAAACACCCAGUCUCCCCUUCCCACCGGCCCUGCUGCCCCCUCUGCAGGGCCUGGUUCUGGUCCUGGGAAGCUGGGCGGCCCUGGGAUGGUCUUUCCUUGCGGCCACUGUAUGGCAGAGGUGCAUGAUGACCAGGACGCCAUCCUGUGUGAAGCAUCGUGCCAACGCUGGUUCCACCGUGACUGCACAGGCUUGACUGAGCCAGCGUAUGGGCUGCUGACCCGAGAGAGUGCUGCUGUUUGGGCGUGUGACUUCUGCAUCAAAACCAAGGAGAUCCAGGCUGUUUAUAUACGCCAGGGUUUAGGCCAGCUGGUGGCAGCUAAUGAGAGUUGAGGAGCAGAUGACAAAAGAGCAGCGUGGAGGUGUCAUGCGUAAGGACAAACACAGACGGUAAUUGCUCUGAUCAAACUGAAUGACCAGUGAGUCAUAUCAGCUAUUGGCCCAAUUUCUCUUUCUGACCCCUUUACUUGUUCACUAUGGAGGAACGCUCAUUGACAUUCAUGCUGAUACAUAGCACUUUGAGUGACAAGGUUACACCCCCCGCCCCGUCUGACUCAAAAUGAUAAUGAAUGUUAAACUACACAGUCCUACAGACAUCUAGCCUGCCGACCAGCAAAGCACUGACUCCAACACACUACCUCACACACUUUGAGACUGACUGGCAGAGAAGCUCCCGCACUGACUGAAACGCCUCACUUGUACGCGACAUCAACUGAUGGGAUUACAAACACACACAUCAGGCAGGUGAUUGAAUGGCUGUAAACGAAAAAUAAUGUUUAAUAUUCCUUCUCAGCUGUUUUUACACUGAUCCAAAGUUUCAAAUUAAAAAAAGAAAAGUCCACAGCUAGAAAUUAAGCUGUGAUGAAACCUACUACAUUUUGAGAGGGGAAAAAAAAUAUUUAAAGAAUCCUUGAAAAGCUGUCUGUCUGGGUUUUAUCUAAAUAUCAAUUUGUGAAUUUUAUGCCAUGAAAAUGCUUCAUUCAAUUGCUGCUCUGUCACAUUUUAGCCUUUUUUCUUUCUGCUGGCAGAUGAAAGGAGAAAAGAAACUAGUACGUUGCAGUGUGAAAUCUCUGCUACAGUUGUCACAAGUCGCUUGCAUUCUUCAGUUCUCGUAUCUACACAGACACACACUUCUGAUUAUUGUGUUAUUUUAUACCCAGUGUUGAUUAAGUUAAAGGUGUGACACUUGGAGCAUGUCACCUCCAAAGUAGUUUGUAAAUAUUAGGACAGAGCUUUUUUGUCUGGGACGCCAUCCGUUGUGAACUCACCACCGCUUUGACCAGUGACCACGAUAAUGAGUUACACAUUGUGUCUUGGUCUUACUGGAUAUGAUAUUUUGGUUUUUAUACUGCACAGUGAGUAAACUUUCGUUUUAUAUCUGCAGUACACAUGUGAAAUCAGUGCUUUUGGGUGAUGUUGGCAUAGCGAGUAGUGACAUGUCAUAUCAGAUGUGCAGAGUUCUUUUUGUUUAAAAAAAAAAAAAAAAAAAAAGAAAACAAAAAAAGCAGGGUGGGGGUGCAUGUUAACCAAUGCAGUAAUUGACCUGUUUUAUAUUUUGACCUCUGCUCCGCAGAAGGUUUGGAAGUAAACCAAAUAACAAAAUACCCAGUUUUCACAUGUCUGUAACAAUAUGCGGUGUUCAUAACUCUUCCGUAUUUUCUUGACUCGAUGUCCAAGUUGCCUUUCUUUUUCUUUCACGGCUCUUUUGUUUUGUGCUGUUAUCUUGUUCUGCUCUGCCACCUCCUGGUGGAACCAGUGAAUCCCACACGGGGUGGAGAUGGGAAAGGUACUGAAAAAACGAAGUAAAAACAUUUUUUUU
Messenger RNA from Thalassophryne amazonica, 4115 nucleotides. It is a transcript of the gene pygo2, whose product is annotated as pygopus homolog 2 (Drosophila). NCBI's taxonomy places the organism in Eukaryota, Metazoa, Chordata, Actinopteri, Batrachoidiformes, Batrachoididae. The record is from RefSeq and is a predicted model, not a curated record.